AUGAGUACGAAAAGAUGUUAUUCGCUAAGCGAAACACGUAUCGAAGAACAUCUUAAGCUGUUGGAAAAAUUGGAAACACUGCCAUUGGCAGAUAGUUGCUGUGAUAUAUGUCAUUGUGAUUGCUACAACAGUCAUCGUAGUGAAACUGAUGAGUGCUGCAAUAGCAGCAAACAAGUUAACAAGGACAGUAAGCUAGCUGCAGACAAUAAUUCGCUGGAAGAAGCGGUCAACACAAAAGUUAGGAAAAAGAAAUGUGCUUCCAUAACCACAAAAUCAAAUCGUACAACCAAAUCAAAACAACAUUCCAAUGAAACAACACUGCCAAAUGAAAACUUAACUUUUGACGCAUUGACUACAAGAAAAUCAAGAGAUCCAGAUUUACGUAAGAAACGUAAAGCAAAGAGACGCUCUAAAAGUGUUGCGUUACAAAGAAGUCAAAGUCAAUGUUCAGAACGCCAUUAUACUAGAGAUUGUGAAAUUUUGCAAGAUCUUUUAACUUCACUGGAUGAUAAAAAUUUAUCGAAUUUAGAAAUUGUAGGCAAAUCAACAGAGACUCAUAAGGAAUUGGUUGAUACCAACAAAUAUACUAUGAUAAGUACUUCCAGAACUCCACUACCACUGCCACAAAGUUAUUAUUCGUUUUCCUAUCUCGAUGAUACAGACACCAGUUUUGCACCCAUAAGACUUAGCGAAUCUAUGGCCAAUUUAUGCUUGGCUCCUACCAUUAAAGAAGCAUAUAAUAAAGUACCUGAUCACGAUAAACGCAUUUUAAAUCGUAUGGCCACAAAACGUACCGAACAGGCGUUGGCCAAGGAGAAUGCUUGGCUAGCACGUAAAUAUUGGGAGAAUGAACGUUAUGAACGAGAACUUUUAAAAUGCGAACAAAUGGAAGAAUAUAAAAAGGCCGUGCGUGAUAAACAAUUUCAGGAUUAUCUACAAACCAAAGCCAGACUUAAUGAGAUCGCCCAACGUGACUUAUCCGAAUUGCAACGUUUAAAGGAAUCCUUACAGCAAAAAGAUGAUCGUACAAAGAAACGUUUACAAAGUUUGCGCACUGAACGUGACUUAGCCGUUAAUCAAAAGCGGUGUGAGGAACUGCGUAAAAUGGAAUGUGUCAAUCUACAUCAAGAAGAGCACAAUUUGGACGAAAUGCUACGUAAAAGUGAAACAUGUCAUCGUUUAACGGAGCGCCUAAAACGAGCCGAUCAUAUACGCAAUAAAAUGUUGGAAAACUAUCUAAAACGUUUACGCUAUGACAACUACAUUGAGCAAUUGCAACAUGAAGAGCACUGGCGUGAAGUUCAGCUAAACGAGAAAUUGAAACGUGAACAAUUGAAAGAACAAAUUUCUCGUAAACGUUGUCGAUCGCAACAUUUUGUUGAGACAAAACAGCAUCGUAAUGAAACUAUACGUAAAACUGCCAAACUUUCUAAAAGUUUGAGAGAUAUUGUACGUUCGUCGGUAACACCUGAGACAGGUGUUACACUUUUCGGUACUGGACCGUCGAAUAAUAUUGGUGUAAAUGCUCAGAAUUCUUUGAGUAAAUUGUUACUUAAUCGUCCGUUUUAAAAACGUUCAUAGCUUUAAGA
This is a messenger RNA of Calliphora vicina (urban bluebottle blowfly), 1589 nucleotides long. RefSeq lists its product as uncharacterized. The transcript has a single exon. Lineage: Eukaryota; Metazoa; Arthropoda; Insecta; Diptera; Calliphoridae. The record is from RefSeq and is a predicted model, not a curated record. The coding region runs from base 1 to 1569 and encodes 522 amino acids.